This is a messenger RNA of Syzygium oleosum, 2096 nucleotides long. RefSeq lists its product as uncharacterized. Bases 341 to 1834 code for a protein of 497 amino acids. The transcript is spliced from 3 exons. The record is from RefSeq and is a predicted model, not a curated record. Gene Ontology annotation, biological process: carbohydrate metabolic process. Gene Ontology annotation, molecular function: hydrolase activity, hydrolyzing O-glycosyl compounds. NCBI's taxonomy places the organism in Eukaryota, Viridiplantae, Streptophyta, Magnoliopsida, Myrtales, Myrtaceae.
CAGGGCAGACAAGCAUCCGUAAUGAAUGCGCAGAACACACUUUGAUAGUCUUCCCUCUGCAGAUGCACCUCCCUCCCAAGAAGAACUCCCUCCAUGUCCCGAGCUCCACGCUGACUGUAAUAGUCACUGGACGAAGGACGUUCGGUGGCGCGUCCCAUUCACCAACGACCGGCCUCUCUCGCUCGUCUCGUUCUUAAGCGAUCUCUCCCCGUUCCGUGUCGGUUGCAUCUUCGCCCACCUCUUGAAAACCUCUCCGGAGUCUCGAGAACUCCCAUCAGAUUUGGCAUUUCUGGCCGUGAUUUGAUCGUUCCAUGAGCAGCGGAGUCGAGAGCGAAUCGGCAUGAAAAGACCCAUGUCGAAUUUCGGGUCGCAGGCGAUGCGGGUGCUUUCGGCAUUAUUUGGAGAUAAGACAGAAGAGAAAAUGGGGAUGAGGAACAAAUACCGGAAACCAACUACUUUGCAUUGCAAUGCAGGGAGCAGAUGUUCAGCCUUCGCUAUAGUAUGGAGCUUCAUGGGGUGUCUUGUUCUACUUCAUCUGAUCUCAGUAUUUCAAAAAGAUGCCGCAAACAAAGGAAAUUAUUUGCGAACAAGUAACCGUCCCAUAUAUCUUGAACUUGAGACGGUUGAGGAGGACAAUUUUCAAAUUCCACCACCUAAAGGAAAGCGUUCACCACAUGCCACUAGGAACCCAAAAAAGAAUAGGAGAACUCACCCUAUAGUUGAUGAGUUUCUCAAUAAGAAAUCCCAAAUUAGGCAUGUCUUUUUCCCUGACAAGAGAACUGCCAUUGAUCCAAUGAAUAGUGCAGCAAAUGACAGUUUUUACUACUUUCCGGGUAGAGUAUGGUUAGAUACUGAGGGAAAUCCCAUUCAGGCUCAUGGUGGUGGGAUCCUGUAUGAUGAGAGAUCGGGGACAUAUUACUGGUACGGAGAGUAUAAGGAUGGACCUACAUACCAUGCCCACAAAAAAGGAGCAGCAAGGGUCGAUGUGAUAGGAGUCGGAUGUUACUCAUCCAAGGACUUAUGGACGUGGAAAAAAGAAGGGAUUGUUCUGGCAGCUAAAGAAACAAACGAGACCCACGAUCUUCACAAGUCCAAAGUCCUCGAAAGGCCUAAGGUGAUUUACAAUGAGAAGACUGGGAAGUAUGUGAUGUGGAUGCACAUUGACGAUGCUAACUACACCAAGGCCUCUGUGGGUAUUGCCACAAGCGACUACCCUACUGGCCCCUUUGAUUAUCUCUAUAGUAAACGGCCUCAUGGGUUUGAUAGUAGGGACAUGACCAUAUUCAAAGACGAUGAUGGCAUAGCUUAUGUCAUGUAUUCCUCAGAAAACAAUAGCGUACUACAUGUCGGACCCCUCACCGAGGAUUAUCUCGAUGUGGCCCAUGUCAUGAGGAGGAUACUUGUGGGACAGCAUCGGGAAGCUCCGGCAUUGUUUAAGUACGAAGGGACUUACUACAUGAUCACGUCUGGGUGCACCGGUUGGGCCCCGAAUGAGGCGAUGGCCCAUGUGGCGGAAUCAAUUAUGGGACCUUGGGAGACCAUUGGGAAUCCAUGCAUAGGCGGGAACAAAAUGUUUCAGCUCACCACGUUCCUCGCUCAAAGUACAUUUGUCAUUCCAAUGCUGGGUCACCCUGGCGCUUUCAUCUUCAUGGCAGAUCGGUGGAAUCCAGCUGACUUGAGGGACUCUAGGUACGUAUGGCUUCCUUUGCUUGUCGGGGGUCCAGUGGAUGGACCCCUUGAGUACAGUUUUGGGUUUCCUUCAUGGUCCAGGAUGUCGAUCUAUUGGCAUAGGAAGUGGAGGCUGCCUAACGGAUCGAGUUCAUCAACGAAGUAAGGGUGUUUUUCACGAGGAAAAAAAAGGAUCUGUGUAUGUCGUCCAUCUUCUUGAUCAUUCUUUCAUUGGCUUACAUAUCUUUGUGGCUGGAGGCUAGAGCAGUUUCUGGUUUGGAGCUAAUGGUGGUAACGCGCUGAGCGGACAGCAUUGUCAGUGUAGUUUCUUCUUUUUAUACGUUCAGGCGAUGUGCAUAUUUCACCGAGUAUAUCUUUACAGAUGAAUGUUGUUUUUUCAUGAAUAUUUCAAUCAGUUAAGCAAGCAA